GCGCGGCGUUUGGCGUGGGAGGCGGGCCGCGUGACAUGGCCAACGGCAACGAGAGCAGCGAGGGCGCCGGCGGCCCGGUGGGCGUGGUGGUGGCGACCGCGGGCGGCGUAGGGGGGGUGGGGGGGCCGGCCUCCGCCGUCUCCACCUACCUGAAGCUGGUGCUGCUGGGGCUGAUCAUCUGCGUCAGCCUGGUGGGCAACCUGGUGGUGUCCCUGCUGGUGCUGCGGGACCGCACGCUCCACAAGGCGCCCUACUACUUCCUGCUGGACCUGUGCCUGGCCGACAGCGUCCGCUCGGCCGUGUGCUUCCCCUUCGUCCUGGUGUCCAUCAAGAACGGCUCGGCCUGGACGUACAGCGUGCUGAGCUGCAAGGUGGUGGCCUUCAUGGCCGUCCUCUUCUGCUUCCACGCCGCCUUCAUGCUGUUCUGCAUCAGCGUGACGCGCUACAUGGCCAUCGCCCACCACCGCUUCUACUCCAAGCGGAUGACCUUCUGGACGUGCGUGGCCGUGGUGUGCAUGGUGUGGACGCUGUCGGUGGCCAUGGCGUUCCCGCCCGUCUUCGACGUGGGCACCUACAAGUUCAUCCGCGAGGAGGACCAGUGCAUCUUCGAGCACCGCUACUUCAAGGCCAACGACACGCUGGGCUUCAUGCUGAUGCUGGCCGUGCUCAUCCUGGCCACGCACGUGGUCUACAUGAAGCUGCUGCUCUUUGAGUACAAGCACCGCAAGAUGAAGCCCGUUCAGAUGGUGCCGGCCAUCAGCCAGAACUGGACCUUCCACGGCCCCGGGGCCACGGGCCAGGCGGCGGCCAACUGGAUCGCGGGCUUCGGGAGGGGCCCCAUGCCGCCCACCCUGCUGGGGAUCCGGCAGAACUUGCACAACCAGAACCGACGCCUGCUGGGCAUGGAGGAGUUCAAGGCGGAGAAGCAGCUGGGCAGGAUGUUCUACGUGAUCACGCUGCUCUUCCUGGUGCUGUGGUCGCCGUACAUCGUGGCGUGCUACUGGCGCGUGUUCGUCAAGGCGUGCACGCUGCCGCACCGGUACCUCUCCACCACCGUGUGGAUGAGCUUCGCCCAGGCCGGGGUCAACCCCAUCGUGUGCUUCUUCCUCAACAAGGACCUGAAGAAGGGGUUCCUGGCCAGCCUGCCGGCCUGCUGCAGGACUAAACCUCACCCGCCACGGGAGCCUUACUGCGUCAUGUGAGCAGGCGUGGGGGAGCAGGGGGCUGGAGGAGGGGAUCGGGAGGAGGAGAUGACGGGAGGAUGAGGGGGAUGAGAGAGUGGGUUCUGGAGAACGAUUGUUGAUGGGGGAUAGGGGGUGGGGGGAUUUUCUUGGCUUUGGUUGAUUUGGUACGAGCCUCUUGAGAUGUGGUUGCGUAUGUCACCGAGGGCGAUGUUCAGAGAGUUUCCACCAUUUUAUCCGCGGUUGGGUUUUACAGAAGGUUAAACAGACGAAUGUGUCAAACAGAAGAAUGAGGUAUGAAGUAGUAUUCUUGCAUUCCAAAGUUAAACCAGUUCUACAAGAGACAAAUGGUAAAAUGGUAUCCAAUACUUUAUGUUCAAACACUAGUUAAAAGCCCAAAAACUAGAGACAUAAAUCGAAGUUAAUUGAAUCUACAACUAAUAUAAAGAUACUGCAUGUUUAUGUUGAUGCAGUAUUUCACCAAGUCUCCAAGGUAUAUUUUGGUAAAAACUUUUGAUUUCAUCAUUUUACUGUUUAUUGGAGCAUUUCAAAUAUCUGUAGAAUAAAGAAAGGAAUCCAAAAAAAAAUUAACUAUGAUGUAAUAAUAAGUAUGAAGAGACAGACGGCAGGGGAACAUACCAAAUUGAUUAUAAUAAUUAUAUGUAUAUUUAUCUAACCAUGUCCUGUCUUUCCCUAAUUUAUUUAAGGUCAGGUCGUAAGGACCACAGCUUAAAGAGUAAGCCAACACAAAGGCAAACCUUUACAUUGUCUAUAAUAUCUAAUAUUAAAUGUCUUAAUAAGGUAAUACUUUCAAUUUGAUUAUGUAUUAAUACAGAUUCUCCUCCUGGACUUUUAAGAUAAAUAAAACAGAUGAUACUUGGUUUGAUAAUAGUCAAGAUACAAAAGAAUCCUAUUUAUUUAUCAUAAUUACUAUUUUCUUCAUUACUCUAGACAAUUAAAACCACAACAACGAAAGUCUGGCCUAAUAUUAAAGAGAGUAAUACAAUUGUUAUAAAAAUGACAGUAAUUGUAAUACGAAUAUUAAAAAGUAUUAACUUUAUUACCAUUUGCAGGAAACUGUUCCUCAAAAUGGUCGGAUUAGCUCCUUGAAACCCUGUGGGGCUGUGUUUGAUGACGAUGAGACAAACAUUAUCACCCAUUUAGAGACUUAUUAAGUAUUAGCUUCCAUUGUUUGAUUGGAUUAUUCAUGUCCUAUAUAAACAUUAUUAAUGCUACAACUUUCGUAGCAGAUUUUUUUCAUUCAGUGAUUUUAUAUUAAAGAUAUGACAGUUGGUCUGCAGAACGCACUGCAGGGGCUUCACAUUUAAACGCCAUUAACAUGGUGCCCCUGCAAAGUGCCGGUAAUGCAUGACUGCAGUGCAGUGUUGAAGAGAAAUUGAUUAGUGACUAAAUUGGUUAAUAAAAGAUGUGUCGUUCAGGGGACCAUUGAGGUUCCAUUUUAUAACUGACUUUGGGGGAGUGAGAAGCUAACUUCUAAGCUAACUGGAGCCUCACUCACCAGACACAUCAGUUAGCAGUGAGCAGUUGUCAUUAAAAACAAACUAAAUGACCCAGUGUUUUAAAUUUCCUAGACUGUAAGCCCAACUGCUAUCAUGAGAUACGAUUGGUAUAUUGAAUGGUCCGUCGUAAAUGUAAUAUAACAUCAAGGUCUGACGUUUUUGGUUGGGUUUCUCUUAGUACUUAAAGGUGCAGUGUUUAGGAUUAAGUGGCAUUGAGUCGGUGAUGUUGCAACCAACUGAAACCUUCCAAUGACGUUGGAGAAGCUACGCUGGCUACGGUGUAAGCUGCCAGUAGGUACUUCCAAAAUAAUGUCAUCGUCGACGACAGCAUCAAGUAGCCAAGUAUGAAGUAACAAAGUUCCAUGAUAGAUUUGUAAAUCAUAUUGAGUUGAUAGUCUGGAAAGCUUUACGUCAAAGCUCACAAGUAAGGUAGUGAUUAUAAUUGUUAAAUUAAAACACAUCCCGCUAGACCUGUUUGAUGGUUCUGGGCUACUAUAGAAACAUGGUGGGCCCCUUGGAAUGGGGCCCGCUCAAAAUAUAGAUAUAAAGGGGAUCGUUCUCAGAUAUUGAAAACACAACAAUAGUUAAUAUGUUUAUUGUAUUAUACACAAAGUCUGUUGCGCUGAAUGCCAUACCAUACCAAAUUCUAUACACUGCACCUUUAAGUAGAGCAAGACUUAAAAACUCCUUUAGGAGUUGCUUUUAUCCAAAGCAAAUGAAGACCACAGCGGCCCCAGAGAUAUAGGUCGUAGUGAGCAGAUAGGAGGGAGGGAGACACGGCGGCAGGGGUUGAACCCACACCCUUCCGGCAACAUCUAAACCACCAGAAUAUUUAAUUUAGUGUACACUACAUGGUGAAUAAUUAACUCUUUAUUGGUCUUGUUCCCAAAAACGGCUGCGUUGUCUUGGGGGCAUAAGAUAGGACAAGACGGAGAGAUUGUAAAGUUCUGGUUUGAAUGUCUGAAAACGUGCAAAAUGAAUCCCGGUGGUUGGGGGCAUCUUCGCCCUACAGAUGUGACAUCGUCAAAUUCCACUCAAUAGGUGGUUAUUUGGGAUUAGUAAAAAAAAUAAAAAAAGAGAAAAAAGAGAAUCAAUACAGGAAAUAAGCCUCUCUGCCAAAUUACAAAAUGGAGGAUUUGUUCGGUAAAAAAAUAACUGAAAAAAAAGCACCACUGUGUCUACAACCUUUUGAAGAAAGAGGAAUAACUGCUGGAGUUCGAAGGUCACCAAACUCCUGUCAGAGACUCUAUGAAAUGCGGUCAGUGGGUAAAGAUAUAUCUCUGCUGUACAGCGAGAGAGUCCUCUUUGCUAUGUAGGACUGGGUGGACAUAUUCUCUUAAGGCUGGACACAUGGAUUUGAGACUAAAUCCUUCUUUUGUGACCGUGGAAUGUUUUUGGUUGAUUUUGUUGCUUGCUUUCCGCCCUUCGGAUCAAUUUUUUGAAGGACACGGCAGAAGGACUUGAAUGGAUGAAAACCAAGCCUGAAAAAAUAACUGCUUUUUGGGGUCAAUACUUGUUUUUUUUCAUAUGCAGACAAGCCUGGCAGUAAGUUUUGAGUUGCUUCAGGCAGACUACCUUUUAUAAAAACUUGCUGUGACCUCUGUGCUAUUUUGUGUGUAUUGUAUCGGCGGCAAAAAAACAGACUUUAAAAUGCAAUUGAUUGAUUGAGGUUGGGGGAUCGUUGUAUUUUUACUGUGUGUGUGUGUGUGUGUGUGUGUAUGUGGGUGUGUGUGUGUGUGUGGGUGUAUGUAUUUCUAUAUGUAAGUAUGAAUGUAUGGAUGCUGAGGAGAUGGCUAAGUCAACGGGAUGCAGGGGUUGAGGGAAGGAUUGAGUUAAGGUUCUGACGAUAUUCCUCCUGCAAAUGCUUCCUCAUCCUAAUCCAGAGAACUGACAGAGCAUUGAAUGUGUUAAAACUAUUAAAGUUUGGUCCAAAACCUG
Messenger RNA from Gadus morhua (Atlantic cod), 4639 nucleotides. It is a transcript of the gene gpr173, whose product is annotated as G protein-coupled receptor 173. The transcript has a single exon. Gene Ontology annotation, biological process: G protein-coupled receptor signaling pathway. Lineage: Eukaryota; Metazoa; Chordata; Actinopteri; Gadiformes; Gadidae. The record is from RefSeq and is a predicted model, not a curated record. Gene Ontology annotation, cellular component: plasma membrane. Gene Ontology annotation, molecular function: G protein-coupled receptor activity. The coding region runs from base 36 to 1202 and encodes 388 amino acids.